AUGACUGAAGAAUACGAAACGUACAAUCUUGGAGAUUGGAAGCUACAGAGCGGGGAGCAGAUUUACAAUGCCCACAUCGCAUACAAAACAUUCGGCGAUUCCAGUUCUCCUGCAAUCGUCUAUCCAACUUGGUUUUCCGGAGCCGUUUCCGACAACUUCUGGCUCAUUGGAGAAGACAAGCUCCUCAACCCCAAAAAGUUCUUCAUUAUAGUGACGGCCUUGUUUGGAAAUGGACAAUCCUCGUCCCCCUCCAACCAGCCACAGCCCGGACCCUUCCCCCGAGUCUCAUUCUACGACAAUGUGCGAGCGCAGCAUGAGCUUGUCACCAAACACAUGGGGAUAACCCAUUUGCGAGCCGUCGUGGGGUGGUCCAUGGGAGGGGCGCAAACCUAUCAAUGGGCAACGCAGUAUCCCGAUUUCAUGGAUAUUGCAGUGCCUUUCUGCACAUCUGCUAAGACCUCGUUGCAUAACCAGGUCUUCCUCGAGGGUGUCAAGAGCUCUCUGAUCGCAGUCAAGAAAAGCAGGUCUGCGGGAUCUGGAAAGAUCGGAUUGAAUAGAGAAACGGCGGAAGCUCACGUCUGGACCGAAGAGGAGAAAGAUGUUGGGUUGAAAGCGCUGGGCCGGGUUUAUGCAGGGUGGGGUUUCAGUCAGGCAUUCUACCGGCACAGAUUGUAUGAGACUGUGCUGGGCUUCAAGGGGCUCGAGGACUUUAUGGUGAACUUCUGGGAGAAGUGGGCUUGCUCGAAAGACCCGGAGAAUCUUCUGGUAUUGCUACAGACAUGGCAGAAUGGAGAUGUCUCCCAGCAAGAGCCGUAUCAUGGUGAUUUCGAGAAGGCGAUGGGUUCUAUCAAAGCCAAGACGCUUGUUCUGCCGGCAAAGACAGAUCUAUAUUUCCCUCCAGAGGAUUCGGAAUAUGAAGUGGCUUAUAUGAAGCCAGGCGUUGGAACACUAGAUAUAUUCCCUUCAAUUUGGGGUCAUUGGGCGGGAGGUCCUGGUGACAGCAAGGAAGACGUUGAGUGGCUUGACAACAAGCUCAGUCAUUUCUUCGAGGCCAAUCAAGGCGAUGGAAUCACGCAUCUGGCCGAGAAGCUCCGUAGUAACCUUGGAUGA
Messenger RNA from Penicillium salamii, 1110 nucleotides. The record is from the annotation of a GenBank genome assembly. NCBI's taxonomy places the organism in Eukaryota, Fungi, Ascomycota, Eurotiomycetes, Eurotiales, Aspergillaceae.